CUGUUCUUUCUUUUUACGAUGAAGUGCAAACAGUUCAUUGGAGUUGUUGUUAUAUGGGUCUCAAAGUAUCUUUGGUUUACAGAAUGUGCUACAUGCAACAUAAGAAUUGACAAUCCAGAAUUGAACAGAUUGUGGUAUCUUCAUAGCAGAAAUGGAUAUGACAUGAAUGUAUUGCAAGCAUGGAGAAGUUGUAUUAAUGGUACUGGAGUGACAGUAGGUGUUAUUGACAAAGGCGUACAGGACCACAUAGACUUAAAUAUUAACAGGAAUUUGGAUGCUGGAAAAACACAGUCAGAAGAAUAUUGGUCAGAACAGUUGAUUUUGGAGCAGAACAGACAAAAUCAACAAAGGUGGCGAUCUAGUUACAACAGACAAUAUCAGCAAAGAUGGAGAUCUGGUUACAACAGACAACCUCAUCAAAGAUGGAAUUCUGGUUACAACAUACAGCAUAAAAAACAAGAAUCUCUUAAACAUGGUACAAGAGUAGCCGGUAUUGUGGCAGCGAAAAAAAAUGGUCUAGGUAUAGUUGGAAUUGCAUUCGGAGCUGAAAUUGCUGAUAUUACAAUAGCAUCAUCAGCGGUAUUAGAAAGUUUCAAUGCAUCUUCACUUAGACAUCGUAGUGAUGUUAUAGAUGUCUACAGCUGGAGCCUUGCUAACUUCAAUAAUGGAACGAAAACAUAUCCUCUGCUUCCCAAUCAAAGGAGUGCUCUUGAAUACGGAACAACUUAUGGAAGACGUGGUCUUGGAUCUGUUUAUGUGUUUGCUACUGGAAAUAAUGGUGGAGAAGAAGCCGAUGUCUUUCGUGAAAGUUGUUCUUAUGAUAGACUGGUUACUAAUAGAUACGUGAUUUCUGUAGCAGGGAUUCAGCACAAUCUUCAAAAACUUCCAAACGGCGAAGCUUGUAGUGCUAUGAUGGUUGCAGCUUUUACUGCAAAAGCGGGCGGCCGUUCAUAUAAAGUGAUAACAACAGAUAUUGGAAAUAGAACAACCGUAGAUUUUACCCAAACCUCAGCAGCAGCAUCAAUGGUAUCAGGUGCAGUAGCUCUUGCUUUAAGUGCCAAUCCAGCUUUAACUUAUCGGGACAUUAUGCAUCUAUUGGUACAGACGUCAAGAAGUAAUCUCCCAGAUAACAUAUACAGAUCAAAGUUCUUUACAAAUGCUGCAAACAUUAAAGUAUCAUCAUACUUUGGAUUUGGAUUACUAGAUAUCGGCAAACUAGUUGCAAAAAGCAAAACAUGGUAUAGCGUCCCAAGCAGACAAAAUUGUAGAUCAACAACUACGUACAACAAGCGACUAAAUCGUGACUCAAUCGAGGUUCAAGUCACUCAAUGCUCUGUUACUUAUAUCGAACAUGUCGAAGUGUCCUUAAAAGUAAACCACCAAUAUGCGGGACAGAUAAAAUGGGUUCUCGUAUCUCCACAUGGCACAAAAUCUACAAUUCUUCCUGGCAGAGGUCUUGAUCCUACUACAAAUAUGGACAUAACUGUCUUAACUGUUCAAAUGUGGGGAGAAAAUCCAAUUGGAUACUGGACAUUAGAACCCACAGCUGUGUUCGGUAAAAGUCUUGGUUACGGAACUGUAGAAUCAGCAAGCCUAUUGGUACAUGGAUAUGCGUGUCGAAGUUCUGUAGACGAAUGUCUACCACCUUCUGAACAAGAUCGACCAUCACCAGCAGUUAGAUCACUGCCAGAGCAAGUUGACAGAACACAAGCUGUGGCUUCUUCAUUAAUGACAGAUCAAGAAUUUUGGACCAAUUGGGGUCAAUGGUCAAGCUGCUCGGUAACAUGUGGACAAGCAACUCAAAGCCGGCGUAGACAAUGCCAUUCAGGAUCAUGUUCAGGCGUACGUCUUGAAACAAGACGAUGCAGUGAUCUGGAAUGUCAAAAUGAAGUACAUUAUAAUGGAAGGAGAUCUGGUGUAUGUCCACCUCAAAAUGAGUUAACAACCAGAUGUAUGGAACAGUGUUCUUAUGACUCAGAUUGUUCCGUCAAUCAAAAAUGUUGUUUCAACGGAUGUGGGAAAACAUGUGAGAUGUCAAGAGCAUAUCAAGGAUCUUGGACCAAUUGGAACCAAUGGUCAAUAUGCUCGGUAACAUGUGGACGAGGAACUCGAAGCCGGCGUAGACAAUGCCAUUCAGGACACUGUUCAGGCGAACGUUCUGAAACAGGACAAUGCAACAAUCAUGAAUGUCAAACUGAAGUACAAUAUAAUGGAAUGUUGGGAGAAUGGUCACAAUGGUCACAAUGGUCACGAUGCUCUUCGACAUCUGGUUAUGGAACCCGUGAUCGUAGACGGCAAUGCGCAGGUACAUGUCAUGGUAACAGACGGGAAUCGAAGGACUGUUUCACACCAUGUCUUCCUCAUAGUUGUUGUGAUACUUAUGCUAGUUGCAGUGAUUACGUUAGAAGACACCAAUGCCGUACAACGGACUAUGUAAUAACCGUACAUUGUCAAAAAACAUGCGGGCUUUGUUAAUUGUUUAUUCUAUUUGUAAAAUAAAAU
This is a messenger RNA of Mytilus trossulus (common blue mussel), 2502 nucleotides long. RefSeq names its product furin-like protease kpc-1. Gene Ontology annotation, biological process: protein processing. The transcript has 23 exons. Gene Ontology annotation, molecular function: serine-type endopeptidase activity; peptidase inhibitor activity. The record is from RefSeq and is a predicted model, not a curated record. The coding region runs from base 19 to 2475 and encodes 818 amino acids. Lineage: Eukaryota; Metazoa; Mollusca; Bivalvia; Mytilida; Mytilidae. Gene Ontology annotation, cellular component: extracellular region; trans-Golgi network; Golgi membrane.